AUACUAGCCAUGCAUGGUACCUCACUACCUGAAUCUGUGGUUUUGUCAACGUCAGCUUCAGCAACUUUUAUUCUUGAUAUGAAACAUGUGCUUGACAUAAUUGCACCUUUCUUGUCAAUCCAAGGUUUCUUGUGAUACAUCCUAAUAAAUUUGGACAUUUUGUGCUCUUGCAGUUUCAAGACGCAGCAAAAAGUUUUUCGCACGUUGUUCGCCUUGACCUGAACAUCUUCAACUCCAGUGGAGGAAGUAGCGGAAGUUGAUUGAUCGAGCCGCCCAAGUUUCGGGGAGAAAUCGGACGACUUCCCGAUCCCGCUGGGGCUUGUAUACGACGGCGGGUCGUCCUUUUCUCGUUGUUUUGUCUCCGGGCGAAGUCUGAAAUGAAAACAGCUAAAUCCGUUGGAUUCUAUGAACUGUGAAAAAUAAUUUCGUAAGUCUGCUGAAUGAAAAUCCGCAGGAAUAUUAGCUAGAAUCCCAUAUGCAUGGGAGCCUGCGCCUGCCGGUGCUUCAGUGUUUUCCGUCAUUCUUCUUGUCAUCAGGUGAUACGUCUCUCAGUCACGUGAUUUAGAGUCUCCUCUAUCCGAUCCCAGGUCAAGCAGAGCUGAUCCACAGCCCGGAUCCACAGACAUUUCAUUCAAUAAUAUUUUGUUUGUUUCAUUAUUAAAUUGCUAUAGACCCUAGACUUUUUGUCCAAAUAUGUCCUCAUCGGAUCCAGCAACACUCGGGGGCUCGUUGAAGGGGAAAGUUGCCUUAAUUACAGGAGCCAGUUCUGGAAUCGGAGCAGAAACGGCCCGACAUUUUGCUUCCCUUGGAUGUCAGCUUGCUCUAACAGGACGGAACAUGGAUGCUUUACAAGCAGUCACUGAUGAAUGUGUAAGCAGAGGACUUGGAAGAGAUCAGAUUUUGAUGAUACAGGCAAGCUUUGAUCAGGAAGCAGAUGUGAAGAAAACUGCCGAGCAAACAAUCCAGAAAUUCAACCAACUUGAUGUUCUGGUUAACAAUGCAGGAAUUGUUGCCCCAAAUUCAAUUGAGACUGAGAGCGUAUUAGAGAAUUUUGAUAAGACCUUUGCAGUGAAUGUCCGAGCAUGUCUUCAGCUGACUAAACUCAUGUCACCAUACUUAAUCAAAACUAAAGGCACCAUAGUUAAUAUAUCCAGUGUUAAUGGUGUCAGGGCUUUUCGUGGAGUGUUAACAUACUGCAUGUCUAAGACGGCCCUUGACCAUAUGACAAGAUGUGUUGCCGAAGAAUUAGCACCACAUGGAGUUAGAGUCAAUGCAGUCAAUCCUGGUGUAAUUGAAACGCAGAUCCAUACACGAGGAGGAAUGUCAGAUGAGCGAUACCAACAGUUCUUGGAACAUUCCAAGACAACUCACGCCAUGCGUAGAACAGGAACAGUUGAUGAAGUCUCAAAGCUUAUCGCAUUCCUGGCAUCCAGUGACUCGUCCUUCACAACAGGAGAAACAAUCACCAUAGAUGGAGGGCGCCAUCUCUUGACCAUCCCUGUUCAGAGUUAAACUCCAUUCUAGCUUUCAAUUUCAUACCAGUAAAUUGGAACUUAGCCAUAUAUAUUCACUAUCAUUAUUAUUCUGUCAUAUUUUCUCUGCCUUCCCCCUUUUUUAGGGGGGGGGGGGAGGUGAUGGGAGGUCUUUGCGGGGGCAAUAUACUCUAUUUUUGUACCAGAAGUAUUCUUACAUGUUUAAGAUGUUAUAAGCAACUUUAGGGUAAGUUUUUUUAGCAAUAGCUGAGCUAAAGGCCAUGGAAAUUUGUUUUCAGCUAAUUUUCAGGAUGUAUUAUUUUGUUCAAAAUACUCAACUCUGCAUUGAAGACGGAACAAAUUCAAAUGACUUCUUUUGAAAGGGAAAUGAUCAAGCAUUCUCUUGAAAGGAUUAGUUAAAAAAAGAAAUUGUGUGGUUUAAUGCAGAUUGUUGUUGAUAAACAGGAACAGGCUCUCUCAAAACAAAGAACCCCCCCCAAAAAAAAAGUUUAAAAUCCAUUCUCUUCUAAUUACAUGCUUUCAUCAAGAAGAUUUUUAUACUUUUUGCUGUAAGAGUAGUGAGUGAAAAUUUGCCAAACAAAACCACACCCGGUACUCUUUUUUUUGGGGGGGGAGGUUCUACAUGUAUGUAUUGUGAGUGUUGUCAUAAUGAAAUGCAACAUUGGCUACUUGGUAUACUAUUAAUUUAACAAUCACUUCAAUUACUUUGAAUAUUGUCUAAUUGAUGGGCUAAGUGGCAGUUACAUGAAAUGGUUGUAAGUAAAUGACCUCGCUUGUGUUUCAUAAAGCUGUUUGUAAGUAAUGAAAAGCUUCACGCACAAUAUCAUGCAUAACAGGUGAAUCCAUUCUUGGGUGCUAACAAGAUUCUUAAUCAUUUUGAUUUGAAAUAAAAUUGUGUAGGUUUAAAUUCUUGUUGCUAACAGUCAUCUACAUGCAAAGUUUAUGAUUUUUAAAAUUUGAUUACUUGUAGGAAAUGCAGUUGGACAUGAUCUGGGAUAUCUCGUAAAAUAGCAGAAGAAUUGUCAUUAGUCUUGUUUCAAAGUGAUGCUUAACAGUUUUAUGACAUACCUCCCCUACUUGUAGAUGGGAUAAGAACUUGAAUAGCAUGAGACCAAACAUGUAUUAGACAAACAUCACUAGACAAAGUGAUGUUUCACCUAUAAAUUCCCUUGUCUCAGUACAUUUACCACAAUGCAGUGACACAACAAAACUGCAACUUUUUGUGUACAAUUUGGAUAUCAUGCAACAACUUUGAACAAAAACUGCUGUGGCAGGAGAAUUUUUUUUUUUACACCUGGCUACUACAAAUCUGGUAACAAGCAAAUUCUUCAAAAGUUUGCAUAUAUGUGGCAUGAGUUUGUCCACACUCUAUAUAAAUUUGGGCAAUGUAUUUUGGCAUCAUUGAUGUCACAAUGCAGUGCCCACAUUGAUUGGUAUAAUGCAUGUGUUUUCUUUUUCUUUGUCUGGACCACCACAAUUGUUUUUGUACAUCUAGUGUAAAAGCUAACGUGCAAGUUACAGUGUUAAAUUGUUAGGAGGACAACAUUAUUUCAUAAAGUUACCUUGAUACUUGAGAAAUUAGAAUUCACACAAAUAUUUGCCACAUGGUACUUUUCUUAAAACAUUAUUUUUUGGAAAUAUUUUUUUCCCUACGCUAUGUUACAUCUGUUAUACUAUUAAAAUAAGUACUAUUUCAGGAUUGGCUUAUUGGGAGUCAAAUUUGGCUCUAGUGAAUGUAUAAAAACAAACAUUGAUUAUGAUAUAGCUAUGUCAUUGCAUCUUUUUUUCAACAAUCAUGUAAAAUAUAUCUGAUACAAUAAGGUUGUAAUUGAUGUAUUUAGUAAAAUGUAAAGAUGUCAAUUUUAUGAUAUAUUUUCAUCAAAAUCAUUGUCAAACAAUUAUAAAUGAUGUAUAUGGGUUCUUUAAAAUGACCAUUAGUUUGUUGUGCUGUAAUUUUAAUUAUUACUCCUGAUGUCCCGAUGACAUGAGUUUGACAAUAAAUUGAAGCCAGCAAA
Messenger RNA from Lytechinus pictus (painted urchin), 3508 nucleotides. Its product is annotated as 3-oxoacyl-[acyl-carrier-protein] reductase FabG-like. The transcript has 9 exons. Gene Ontology annotation, molecular function: oxidoreductase activity. NCBI's taxonomy places the organism in Eukaryota, Metazoa, Echinodermata, Echinoidea, Temnopleuroida, Toxopneustidae. The coding region runs from base 694 to 1512 and encodes 272 amino acids. The record is from RefSeq and is a predicted model, not a curated record.